Messenger RNA from Aricia agestis (brown argus), 594 nucleotides. RefSeq lists its product as uncharacterized. Bases 93 to 548 code for a protein of 151 amino acids. Lineage: Eukaryota; Metazoa; Arthropoda; Insecta; Lepidoptera; Lycaenidae. The transcript is spliced from 3 exons. The record is from RefSeq and is a predicted model, not a curated record.
CCUUAAUUGUUUCAUCGGCCAGUGUGAGACAGUCAAUCACCUUGAUAAGUAUCAACCUAUACGAUCGGCAGAACAACCAGAAUAAUAAAAUUAUGUCCGCCGUAAAAGAAAUCAUUUAUUGCUUUGUUGUACUCACAACAGUUACACUAAGCCUUUGCGAAGUUUCUGAGAGUGUAUCAACGCCUGUGGCGAAAGGCGAUUGCUCAUGUGGCGGUUUCUCGUCGCCCACGCCUGAGGCAGGCUCCGCGCCGCUGAUAUCCCACGCUCCUGGCCUGGUGGUGCCCUGCGACGAAGCGGGAGAGGGCACCUGCAAGGAGUUCUGCCUGGCACUAGCUACCGCCACCAGAGCUAAGGGACCGGAGAUCCUGUGCGCUAAAAUUGUUGACGCUAAGGAGCUGAAGUUGUCAGCGUUUUACAAAGUAUGCGUCAAGCCAUGGGUAUAUGCCAACAUGACUUCGGAAGAAGCCCUGUGUUGUGAGAAGAGCAAAGCCGUUAGCUGUCCCACUCCCACCACAGAUAUCGUAAACGUUACCAAUGUUACCGUUUAAUAUAUUUUUUAUAUAAACAGGAAUAUAUUACCUGUAAUAAAUGUAU